CCAGAGAGUGGGGUUGCUCUGCGCUCCCACCAAUGCUCAUAGAAUCCAGCUGCCAGUCCUGCUGCCUUGCCCUGUUCUCAUGCUGGGUUUGGCCCUGAGACAGAACCGUGUGCAGGACCCCUGACUAGUUCCUCUCCCUCCUGCCGCUGCUGCCUUCUGUGCAUGGAGAAUGAUGGAGAAAACCAACGGUCUAAAGGCUUCCCCUGCCAACCACCAGCCACAGGAACCCAUGAAAACUACUUCCAAUGGGGAUCCAGAGAGAAAGGAGCUCAGCAACCACAGCAGAGUGCCGUCAGUCAAUGAUGACACGUCCUCAGAACUGCAGCGUGUUGCCGCCUUGGAUAAUGUGGAUGAGAAAUCCAAGAAGACAGGGGGCCUCUCCAGGAUAGCCCGCCUGGUGAUGGUUAUCCGGGGCUGGAUCAAUAAAAGCUUGAAAGAAGAAGAGGAGCGGACAGACUCCUUCCUGGAACGAUUUCGAGGGCCAGAUGUCAAGACUUUGGCAGUAGCUGCAGCAAGGGGUGAUGGGUUUGAUACCCAUGACAGAAAGACAAAGAAGAAAUGGAAAGUCUUUGUGUUGAAUCCCGCAGGGGACUGGUAUUAUCGAUGGCUUAUGGUCAUUGCAGUGCCAGUCCUGUAUAACUGGUGCACGUUGGUCGCACGGGCCUGUUUCAACGACCUUCAAAGGAAGUACUGGAUCUGGUGGCUAGUUCUAGACUACCUCGCAGAUAGCAUCUACAUCACAGACAUUGUCAUCCGCUUUCACACAGGUUUCCUGGAGCAGGGAUUACUCGUCAAGGACCUCAAGAAGCUGCGUGAUAAGUACAUUGCCACCAUGCAGUUCAAGCUGGAUGUCCUCUCUGUUUUGCCCACUGACUUUGCCUACUUUGCCGUCGGCUUAAACCGCCCCGAGUUGCGCUUCAACCGGCUGCUGCAUUUCCCCCGCAUGUUUGAGUUCUUUGACCGGACAGAGACACGGACCAGCUACCCAAACAUCUUCCGAAUCUGCAACCUGGUGAUGUACAUCUUGGUCAUCAUCCACUGGAAUGCCUGCAUUUACUAUGCUAUCUCUAAGGCCAUUGGCUUUGGAGAGGACACCUGGGUGUAUCCCAACAUCUCAGACCCAGAGUUUGGUUAUUUGACAAGGGAGUACAUCUACUGCCUCUAUUGGUCCACACUGACUUUGACUACCAUCGGGGAGACCCCUCCGCCUGUACGUGAUGAAGAGUAUCUCUUCGUCAUCUUUGACUUCCUGAUUGGUGUCCUCAUCUUUGCUACCAUUGUGGGAAAUGUGGGCUCCAUGAUCUCCAACAUGAACGCCACCAGGGCAGAGUUUCAGGCCAAGAUUGAUGCAGUCAAGCAUUACAUGCAGUUCCGCAAAGUGAGCAAGGACAUGGAGGCCAAGGUGAUCAAGUGGUUUGACUACCUCUGGACCAAUAAGAAAACUGUGGAGGAGUGGGAGGUCCUGAAGAACCUGCCUGACAAGCUGCGGGCAGAGAUAGCCAUCAACGUUCACCUGGAGACGCUGAAGAAAGUGAGGAUCUUCCAGGACUGUGAGGCUGGGCUUCUGGUGGAGCUGGUGCUCAAGCUCCGCCCCCAGGUAUUCAGCCCUGGAGACUAUAUUUGCCGGAAGGGGGACAUUGGCAAGGAGAUGUAUAUCAUCAAGGAAGGGAAGCUGGCUGUUGUGGCAGAUGAUGGCGUGACACAGUAUGCUAUGCUCACAUCAGGCUGCUGCUUUGGGGAGAUCAGCAUCCUCAACAUCAAAGGAAGCAAAAUGGGGAACCGGAGGACGGCAAAUAUCCGGAGCAUUGGCUAUUCCGAUCUCUUCUGCCUGUCUAAGGAGGACCUCAUGGAAGCAGUGACAGAGUAUCCAGAUGCCAAGAAAGUCCUGGAGGAGCGUGGACGAGAGAUCCUCACCAAAGAAGGUCUGUUAGAUGAAGAAACUGCAGCAGAGGGCAUGGAAAGUAUGGAUGUGGGGCAAAAGCUGAGCAGGCUGGAGGCCAGCUUGGACAUGCUGAAUGCCCGGUUCUCCCGCCUCCUGGCUGAGUAUGAUGCUGCCCAGAUGAAGCUCAAGCAGCGUGUCACCUCCCUGGAGACCAAAGUGAAGCAAGACCAGCAGGAUGACUUCUUCUCUGAUGAUUCCAUUAGCCCAUCCACAGAAGAGGGGAAAGCCAAACCUUAACCUACUGUGCUGCCAUCUGGAUUUGAGGCAGCAGCAUUUCCUUGCAUCUGAUGCCCACCCAGACUGCCUUGCAGUAACCCUGUCUCCACCAAACUACUGCUCCCUAGCUGAAACUUUCUCUCUCUGUAGCCCAUUCCCAGCUGUAUGUUCCUGGUGACUAUCACCAGGGUCCCUUUAAGUCUCUCUUGAACUGCUUUGAGAAGGUCAGAUACCCUCCAUUUCUUUCCUCAAGUUGCAUGUUCCUCCUCCCACCCUCUCCCCCAAAUGGGCCAAAUAGCACUGCCUCUGGCAGGUGCUUAUUUGGAACAUUCCCAUCAAGUAACCCACUACAGUGGACCACAUUACCUGCUCACAAUCUUAUUUUGACAACUACUUUUGUGAAAUUCUCUAAGCCGGUCCAAGUCCUUCCUGUUCGUGGAGCACAUUCAGAGAAAGCCUCUCCCUGUGAGCUGACCAUGCUCCCUAAGUCUGCAUAGAGGGCAAAGGAAGGGGAUGUGUGCACUUUGGUGUGUGGGCUGUUGGUGUUUGCUAGGGCCUGAACCCACCUGCUUCAGUGAGGAUUAUAAGAUUUUGGAAAUGUGUUACUUGAAGAUUGCUUGUAUGCCUGCAAUCCUGCCAUCCCACACAAGCUCUUUAGCCCUGGUUCUGCUGCCUGGCUGCUCAAGCGGGCAGUGCUGUCUCAUUCAGUCUCGUUCCCUUUCUGCUCUUUGAGGCUUUUAAGGUCCCUCCUGGCUGAGUUUCCCCCUCAGUUCUUGAAGACGUACUGCUCCUUCUGCAUCGACUUUAGAGCAUCGACUGCAUCGACUUUAGGACCCCACAAUUGUCCAGGGAAUGUGGUUGAGCCCAACACAAAUUCUGACCCUGGAACCUAUCCCAGAAAUGCUGGAGAGGAAAAUCUCCUUGCAUUUCACAUGAAGGAUUAAGCUGAAGUGGCUGUCCCAUGUGUGCUGAGUAGAAAUGGCCAGCUGAACAUCAGGACAAACUUGGUUGAGGCCCUACCCCUCUUUCUGGUUUAACCCACCAAUAUCCCUUGGGUAAUGCACAAUAGCUCUGCCAUUCUCAGGGAAACACCACCACCCCUGCAGCUCUCUCCCUUGUCCAUUCCUCUCUUGCCUCAGUUCAUGACUGAGCCAGUUUACACAGAACAAGGAACUUUGGACCCAAAGGCUGUUUACUUGCCCAAAACUCAGAUUUCAGUUUUGGAACCCUCUUGUCAAUUUCCAUUUUUAUGCACCAAAAGAAAAUGGGCCACUUUCCUCAAGGUUAGUUGUGGAGGAGGAGUAUGCUUAGCCAAAGGGCUUCUAUCAAGUUUUGACUGGGUUUGCUCAGAUCCUGCUUCGAACCAUGAAUUCCUCCAGAUCCAUUUCUGUAAUGAAACAGAAGCUCACAAGAAUUUGGGGUGGAGCUGCUGGGUAUGGAAGCAGGACCCACCACUCAAAAAGCCCACAAUGCUUCCAGUGUGUGUCUGGCAGGCACAUGACUUGAUGUGGACUCUACACAUCUGAGCCAAGGAAGCCACAACUGACAGGCGUCCUGUGGGGCACGUUACACAUCUUCAAAAUAAAGAACUCAGAUGUGAGCAGCCAGUGGGUUUAGCAGAUGGGUUGCAUAGGUGCCUCCCUGCUCUCUCUCCCCCCCCCCCCGGUUUCCUGGCUGCUCUGGUUGGACUACGCAGACUGUGACUCUUUUACCCUGGGGCUUUGGGUCUGCUCAAGCUAAUGUUCCAUGAGCUUAUUUACUUAACAAACAAAUUGCCCUGCAGCUCUCCUUGCAGUGUGUGUGUGUGUCUAGCAAUGUUACAUAGCAGCAGCAGCAGCAGCAGCAGCAGCAGCAGCAGCAGCAGCAGCAGCAGCAGCAGCAGCAGCAGCAGCAGCAGCAGCAGCAGCAAUACAUUCUUUUCCAGAUCCCACAAACCUCUGGCUUCCCAACUGCAAAUGGUGAGCCACAAGGGGGUGCUGUGUACAGUGGAAUGAAUUGCAGUCCUGCCUGGCUCAGCCUGCUUGGAAUGGAGACACACUGAAUGUGGGAGCAUCUCUCAAGCGGAAACCCAGAGCAGAGAGGCCCAGCUUUUCCCCUGGAGCCAGAAGCAAAUCUUCUCUUUGGAAAUCAAACCCUGUUGUGCCGGAAGGCCUGGUGAGCUGGUCUGCUCAUCCAAUCCAUGUGCUGUUGCAUUCAUUUUCCUUUGGGAGGGAGUCUGCAUGCAAAUGACUUGUGGGUCAGCAUGAAUUUCACAGACCCUCAGGCUUCUGAAGUGCCUAUUGCAUUGCCCCCCAACUGUUCCUGAACCUAUCCCAGGGAAGGAGGGCUCAUUUCAAGAUGUCACACACAUUAAUACUUUUUAUAAAGAGUUUCCCUGCUGAGG
This is a messenger RNA of Zootoca vivipara (common lizard), 4541 nucleotides long. RefSeq names its product cyclic nucleotide gated channel subunit alpha 2 (gene CNGA2). Gene Ontology annotation, molecular function: protein-containing complex binding; intracellularly cGMP-activated cation channel activity; cGMP binding. Gene Ontology annotation, cellular component: intracellular cyclic nucleotide activated cation channel complex; plasma membrane. NCBI's taxonomy places the organism in Eukaryota, Metazoa, Chordata, Lepidosauria, Squamata, Lacertidae. Gene Ontology annotation, biological process: monoatomic cation transmembrane transport; potassium ion transport. The record is from RefSeq and is a predicted model, not a curated record.